This is a messenger RNA of Antechinus flavipes (yellow-footed antechinus), 2175 nucleotides long. RefSeq names its product LIM/homeobox protein Lhx8-like. The record is from RefSeq and is a predicted model, not a curated record. The transcript has 9 exons. Lineage: Eukaryota; Metazoa; Chordata; Mammalia; Dasyuromorphia; Dasyuridae. Gene Ontology annotation, biological process: forebrain neuron development; regulation of transcription by RNA polymerase II; neuron differentiation. Gene Ontology annotation, molecular function: DNA-binding transcription factor activity, RNA polymerase II-specific; RNA polymerase II transcription regulatory region sequence-specific DNA binding. Gene Ontology annotation, cellular component: nucleus. The coding region runs from base 153 to 1667 and encodes 504 amino acids.
CCAGCCACGCAGCCUUAGGAGGAUGAGAGGGAGUCCUGGACGGGUCUCUCUGGCCAGAGCCCUCAGCCACCUGUCUGUCUUUCUUGUUCUUUCUCCCCUUCUUCUUAUACUUAUUUUCUUCUCCCUGUCUCCCUCCCUAGUCCCCCACGGCCAUGUCCGAAGAGUGCUGGCGACCUGCAGCCCUGGCGGCGGAAAGAACGCUUGAAGGCCUGGGAGACGGGGGCCUGGUGAUUCCCGAGGCCUCCGCGGAGGAAAAGGCCGCCACAGAGGAAGAGCCCUGCUCUUCCUCAGCUCUGCUGUCGCUGUCUUCCUCGUCCCUGCAGUCCAUGGGCUCUACCCCCGAGGAGGUCUACUUGGUCAACCAGGUGAUUCCCCAGGCCGCCAUGGAGGAAGAGCCCUGCUCUUCCUCGUCUCUGCCUUCCGGGCCGUCCUGCUUCCUCCGCCAGGUGAUUCUUAAGACCGCAGCGGAAGAAGAUCCCUGCUCUUCCUCGGCUCUGCUGUCUUCUGGGGCGCCCUGCUUCCUCCCCCAAAUGAGUCAGGAGACCACUGGGGAGGAAAAGCCCUGCUCUUCCUCGGCUCUGCCUUCCGGGCCUUCCUGCUUGCCCCGCCAGGUGAUUCCCAAGACCACAGCAGAAGAAGAUCCCUGCUCUUCCUCGGCUCUGCUGUCUUCUGGGGCGCCCUGCUUCCUCCCCCAAAUGAGUCAGAAGACCACCGGGGAGGAAGAACCCUGCUCUUCCUCAGCUCUGCUGUCGCUGUCCUCCUCGUCCCUGCAGUCCAUGGCCUCUACCCCCGGCUACCUCCGGGCCAAGUGCGUGUGCAGCGGCUGCCGCCUGGAGAUCCUGGACAAAUACCUACUCAAGGUGAAUGACACGUACUGGCACAUGCAGUGCCUCUGCUGUAGCGUGUGCCAGGCCUCCUUGGGAAAACACGCCACCUGUUUCAUUAAAGAUAACACCAUUUUCUGCAAGAUGGAUUAUCUCAGGAAAUUUGGAACUUGCUGCUGUGGCUGUGGGAGGUUCAUCCGCUCCAGCGAUUGGGUGCAGAAGGCGCGCGGCUAUGUCUACCACUUGGCCUGCUUUGUUUGUUUCUCCUGCAAAAGACAGCUCUGUACCGGAGAUGAGUUUGCUUUGGUGGAAGAAAAAGUCCUCUGUAGGGUCCAUUACGAUGGCUUGAUGGACAGUCUGAAGAGUGAAGCAGAAAAUGGGAACAGAAUUAGUGUGGAAGACGCCCUGCUCUUGGAAGACAUGAAGAACCCGAAACCAGCCAAGAGAGCUCGCACCAACUUCACGGUCGAUCAGCUCCAGAUUAUGCAAGGCCACUAUACGCAGGAAAAUAACCCGAAUGCCCAGGCGCUUCAAAAACUUUCCGAAAGAACUGGUUUGAGCAGAAAAACAGUCCAGAUCUGGUUUCAGAACUGCAGAGCGCGCCAGAAGAAGCUCUUCGGCCGCAAGCGCUCCUCCACCACUCUGAUGAAGGCGUUCCACUCUUCACGGCUGUCUGUCCCCAUGUUAAGACAAAUGCCUUAUCGCAGCGUGUACACGCUCCAGGAAAGGACGACGAUGAUGGCCCUGCACGGCUACAGCGCUGACCCGCCGACACCGCUGGGACUCCGGACCUUAAUGUUACCGCGCUUCAUGCCGCAGCUGCCCACACGUCGCUACCGCUAACUCUUUCGGUUCAAGGCAUCUCGGAGACCUUUUGUUGCCCAGGUACGUUGGGAGAGCUGGCCCGGGAGACACUUGGGUUCCUCCUUUUUCUGAGAUGAGCCUUUGUAUUGUUGAAGUAGUUUGCUCUAGUUGUGUGCUGUUGAUUUAUUCGUCAUGGAACGAGCCCUUUGCCCCCGAGAGGACUGACGAGCGUCCAGAACGUUCAGUCCUUGUGAGCUGGUAGUUUCCCCUCUGUUUGUCUCUAAGUUACUGUCACAAAGUAGGGCUGUAUUCUUGAGUUACCCUUGACUUAUACUUGGGAAGUUUGUAGCUGUGAAUUUGCAACCGAGUUUUCUUUGCCCCCAAGAGAUGAACAGAGCUUGUGUUGCAACCUGCCAGCCCGUGCCCGCCUUCCAUCUGCCCGCCUUCCAUCUGCCCGCCUUCCACAGGGGGCUGUCUGGCUGCAAAUAACUGAGGGGAACACGCCCGCCCACUGACUUUAUUAAUAAAGUUUUCUGUUGUUGUGAAA